Molecule: messenger RNA, 1754 nt
Organism: Culex quinquefasciatus (southern house mosquito)
Lineage: Eukaryota; Metazoa; Arthropoda; Insecta; Diptera; Culicidae
Product: cholinesterase 1
Exons: 2
Coding region: 25-1692 (555 amino acids)
Molecular function (GO): cholinesterase activity
Source: RefSeq, a predicted model, not a curated record
UUCUAAUCCAAAAUUGAACGAAGCAUGUUCGUCGUCCUGCUCGUGUCCGCGAUCGCGCUCGUUGUAUCGGCCCAAAGUGGCCCAAUCAUAAGCCCACCCGCAGGCCAAGUCCAGGGAACGAUCGAGUCCUGUGGGCUGUUCUGCGAGUACUACUCGUUCAAGGGGAUUCCGUACGCGCAACCUCCGGUGGGUUCGCUUCGUUUCCGGAACCCGGUGCCACAUCCCGGCUGGAGUGGAGUCCGCGACGGCAGUCAACAUGGGGCCAUUUGUCCGCAGAUGGAUGCUCUCACGAUGCAAGUGGUCGGCGAUGAGGACUGUCUGUUCCUGAACGUGUACAGCCAGCAGAUCGUCGGAUCGCGACCGGUUAUGGUUUGGAUCCAUGGAGGUGGAUUCAGCGCAGGGUUCGGCGAUGUAGAGGUGUACGAUCCACGGAAACUGGUGCCGGAAGGAGUGGUUGUGGUGACGUUCAACUACAGACUGGGAGCGUUGGGUUUCCUGAGCACUGGAGAUCAGUAUGCGCAGGGUAAUUGGGGCUUGAAGGAUUGCAUCGAAGCGCUUCGUUGGGUGCGUGGAAACAUUGCAGCAUUUGGAGGAAAUCCGAACGAUGUAACGAUCUUUGGAAACUCUGCUGGAGGAUCGCUGGUGCAUUUUCUGUACUUAUCCGGGUUGGCCGACGGACUGUUUCACAAAGCGAUCGCGCAAAGCGGAACGGCUUUGGUGCCGUUUGCUUUCCAGACACAACCGAAGUUCUAUGCAGACCGGAUGGCAUCAAGACUAGGACUAUCUACCAACAGUGCAGUAUACGUUGAACAGAUGAGAUCUGUUUCGCCGAGCAGUAUCGUAACUCUGCAAAACACAGUGGCGGAUAUACCGGUACCACGGUUCCUGCGGUCGAUGGACUUUGCUCCGUCUGUGGAACCGACAACAUCUCCAGAAGCGAGAGCACUAGUUGAUUCUCCUAUGAACUUGAUCAACAGUCGAACCCAUCAGCUUCCCUUCAUGGUAGGAUACAACGAUCUAGAGGGAUCGUUCUUCACGGUCACCGAAAGGUUCUUCGAUCAAACAGUUUGGGAUCAGUUCAACGCGAAUCCACAUCUAUUUGUCCCAUUCUUCUGGAACAUCCCGCAAGGAUCAGCCUCCUCAACUGCUGUAAGCUCCGGAUUCCGACAGUACUACUUCAACGGUGCCCCUCUCGAUUGGCCGGUGGCUUUCGAGUGGGAUCGCUACAUCGGUGAUCACCAGUUUGUGUAUCCGAUCGAUGAAACAGUUCGAGUUCAUGCACGGGAUGCUGCCCCCGUGUACUGUUACCAGUUUUCGUACGAUGGUGAUCUGAACAUCUGGAAGCAACUGCUCCAGAUCGCCUUCCCGGGGGCGACACAUACCGACGAGUUGUCGUACAUGUUUGACUUGGCAGCUCAUAUGGGUGUGACGGUGCCGCCGGGAAGUCAUGCCUUGACGGUGAGCAGCCGUGUCGUGCGGAUGUGGGCCAAUUUCGCGAAAUACGGCAAUCCAACUCCAAGCACCGACGGGCUGCUGCAGAACGUGAUUUGGCCGAGCGUUCAGAACGGUGCCGGCACGGUUCCGCUGCUCGACAUUGGACAGAAUCUGAUCGUUACGGACAGCUUCGCGAGGGAAGAGAUCCGCCUGUGGUACGACCAGCAGACCCGGUACGCAGUCAAUCCAUUUUUGUAAACAAAGCAUUCAACGGUUCAUAAAUAUACGUAUAUUUCCAUCAAGACAGUCUAGAUAAACAU